Molecule: messenger RNA, 460 nt
Organism: Cheilinus undulatus (humphead wrasse)
Lineage: Eukaryota; Metazoa; Chordata; Actinopteri; Labriformes; Labridae
Gene: pth4
Product: parathyroid hormone 4
Exons: 2
Coding region: 1-369 (122 amino acids)
Biological process (GO): adenylate cyclase-activating G protein-coupled receptor signaling pathway; regulation of chondrocyte differentiation; osteoblast development
Cellular component (GO): extracellular region
Molecular function (GO): peptide hormone receptor binding; hormone activity
Source: RefSeq, a predicted model, not a curated record
AUGGAUGUCUUCUUUCUCCUUCAGAAGAUGCAGACGUCUCACAGACCGGUGCAGCUGCUCACCGUCAUGCUUCUUAUCGUCUCCACAUCUGGACAGUGUGAACAGAACAAAAGCCGUCGAGCUGUGACUGAACACCAGCUGAUGCACGACCGCGGCCAAAACAUCCAAAGUCUGAAAAGACUGAUCUGGCUGUCCAGCGCCAUCGAGGGUCUCCACACAGCUCAGACCAGGUCAGCGACACUCAACCCACCAAAGUCCCUGAACCUGGCUCUGGACCCUGAGAGCCCCCAAACCAGCCGGGUCCAGAGCGUCCUCAGAGACUUCUUUAACAGUCACUACCUGAACCAGCUGCCUGACCGAGAGCCAUGACGCCUAACGGAUGCACUGACAUGAAGACACUGUACCUUUACAUUGAAUAAAGUCUAUUAUUUUAACAAUAAACAUGAAAGAGUGCUACAGU